AUGAACUAUCCUGUACCAUCUUAUGGUGUAGCCGCACCAUCAGCUAAAUUUAAUAAAAAAACGAUUAUCAUCAUUAUUGUUAUUGCUGUUGUUGUUGGUUUGUUAAUCCUUGGUGCUAUAGCUAUUGCACUAGGUGUUGGUCUUGGAGUUGGUUUAUCAAGAAGAAAUAAUGCUUCAUCAAGUAAGAGUACUACUAGUACUUAUUCGAUUCUAUCAGCACCUACAGUUACUUGUACUUAUGGUGGUUCAGCCACAUGUGGAUGUGCUGCUACAAAACCAUCAUUUUUAACACCAAGAAUAACUCAAGGUUAUACUGGAACAGCUUAUUCUUGGCCAUGGAUUGUAGCACUCUAUAUAAACAAUGCUAAAGCAUUCUGUGGAGGAUUUCUUGUAUCUUAUCAACAUGUUGUAACAGCAGCUCAUUGUGUAUCGGGUGUAACACCAAGUACAAUUACAGUUUAUGCUGGUAUACAAACACUUUCAUCACGAAGUAGUAGUCAAUCUCGUGUUGUUUAUAAUUUAACUACACAUCCAAGUUAUUCAGCAUCAGAUCAUACAAAUGAUAUAGCUAUACUUACACUUCAAUCAGCAUUUGAUCAAACAUCAAUAGUUGGUAAAUGUUGUUUAACAUUCGAUAGUUCAUUACCAAGUAUUGGUGAACAUGCUGUUCUUGCUGGUUGGGGAGUAACAGCAUCAAGUAGUACAACUGUAUCAGAUCAGUUACUUCAAGGUGUUAUUCAAGUUCAAAGCAGGUCAUCGUCAUGUCCUAUUUCGUCGAGUAGCCUUCAAAUUUGUGCUGGUUAUGAUGGUACUGAUGCAUGUUAUGGUGAUAGUGGUAGUCCAUUGAUGACUAGUGUUAAUAAUUCAUGGACAUGUACUGGAAUUGUUAGUUCUGGAAGAAGUUGUGGACAAAGUAGUCUGUAUACUCGAGUUUCAGCUUAUCGAUCAUUUAUACAAGGAAUUAUUGGUAGUUAA
Molecule: messenger RNA, 975 nt
Organism: Rotaria sp. Silwood1
Lineage: Eukaryota; Metazoa; Rotifera; Eurotatoria; Philodinida; Philodinidae
Source: the annotation of a GenBank genome assembly